AUGAAGUCGUUUAUGCUCGAGAGUUUUUUGUUUAAGAGACUUCAGCCCAUCAAACGGUCGUCGCAGCACUACUUCGACAAGAAUGACUUGCACCGAUUUGGCGUGUCUGUGCAAGAGCUCAACUUCGACACAGGACGGCUAACCAACAACACAUACCCACCUCUACUCGAGUUGCCACAUAACGAAAGAGUUAAAGCAGCUAUAUAUUCUAUCAAGCCGUGGAAGUACGAUGGCUGGGAUGAGCCUAACGACCUGCCACGUCGGUAUCGCCACGGCGAGGCCCGCCCAACUAACCACUGUACAGAAACGUACUAUGAUGAUCCUAUUGAAUUCUAUCGCGAAUCUGGGAUGCUGUCCGACUUUAUCGACGGCUACCUAUCGUGCCCACGAAGCAAGACAGACCCAGACUGCGUUCAGAGAAUCUCGACAUGGGACCAAUGCCUUACGGAUUACGGCCUACGCAACUCCCUCAGAGGUUACGAGCAAGGCGGCUACAUGUGGUGUCUGCAAAAGCUCUAUCACCCUUUCGUUCCUAAUACAGCGUGCGUGGUAGAUCCUUAUCAGCCACAUGCUGGGUGCCACUUGGUUGACAACACGCCCAAGAAAGAAGGCACGCUCAGAGCCAGUGAGCUGAAAACUAUAUGUAUGGUGGCUGUCGUAAGUCACCAUAUGCCCGAGUUCAACCACCUGCCUACAUAUUCAGUUACCGUUAUAUCGAUAUUCGAUCGUCAGCUGCGCAUCAUUCAAGCCACUGUAGACUUCAAAGAGUUGACCUUUGCCGCGCUGUACACCAUGGAUGCACUUUGA
Molecule: messenger RNA, 807 nt
Organism: [Torrubiella] hemipterigena
Lineage: Eukaryota; Fungi; Ascomycota; Sordariomycetes; Hypocreales; Clavicipitaceae
Source: the annotation of a GenBank genome assembly